AUGACAUUAACACAUCCAUAUAAAGUUGCUGAUAUUUCUCUUGCCAACUGGGGACGUAAAGAAAUAGAAUUAGCUGAAAAUGAAAUGCCUGGGCUUCUAUCCUGCCGUAAAAAAUAUGGUAAUUCCAAACCACUAAAAGGUGCAAGAAUUGCUGGAUGUCUUCAUAUGACUAUACAGACUGCAGUACUUAUUGAAACUCUUGUUGAGCUUGGCGCUGAAGUAACUUGGUCAUCAUGUAAUAUUUUUUCUACACAAGACCAUGCAGCUGCUGCUAUUGCUGCUUCUGGCAUCUCUGUCUUUGCGUGGAAAGGAGAAACUGAAGAAGAAUAUUUAUGGUGUAUUGAAACUCAACUAACAUCUUUUAAAAAUGGGAAACAUUUAAAUAUGAUCUUAGAUGAUGGAGGUGAUCUUACAUCUCUUGUUCAUAAUAAAUAUCCAGAAUAUCUUGAAAACUGUAAAGGGAUUAGUGAAGAAACAACUACAGGCGUUCAUCAAUUGUAUAGAAUGUUCAAAGAAGGAAGACUUAAAGUUCCUGCAAUUAACGUUAAUGAUAGUGUAACAAAAAGUAAGUUUGAUAAUUAUAUGGGAUGUCGAGAAUCCUUAAUUGACGGUAUUAAACGCGCAACCGAUAUCAUGAUUGCAGGAAAGGUUGCUAUUGUUGCUGGCUUUGGAGAUGUUGGAAAAGGAUGCGCUAAAGCUUUGAGAGGGAUGGGUGCCCGUGUUAUUAUAACUGAAAUUGACCCUAUUGUUGCUCUUCAAGCAAGUAUGGAAGGUUAUCAAGUAGCUGUAAUGGAGGAAAUAGCAUAUCAAGGUGAUAUUUUUGUAACUGCAACAGGUUGUAAAGAUAUCAUAUGUGAACGUCACUUUGAAGUAAUGAAAAAUGAUGCUAUUGUUUGCAAUAUUGGUCAUUUUGAUGUAGAAAUUGAUGUUGCAUGGCUCAAAAAAAAUGCAGUUAAUGUAUCAAAUAUUAAGCCUCAAGUGGAUCGUUAUCAAAUGAAAAACGGUCGGCAUAUUAUUCUUUUAGCAGAAGGUCGUUUAGUUAAUCUAGGAUGUGCUACAGGACAUAGCAGUAUGGUUAUGUCUAUGUCUUUUACUAAUCAAGUCUUAGCACAAAUUGCAUUAUGGACAGCUCAGGAAGGUCAAUAUCCUUUAGGAGUUCACUUUCUGCCUAAAAAAUUAGAUGAAGAAGUUGCACGUCUUCAUUUAUCUAAACUUGAUGUUAAACUUACUUGUUUAACACCUGCGCAAUCACUUUAUCUUGAUAUUCCUAUCGAUGGACCAUAUAAAAAUGAACAUUAUCGUUAUUAA
This is a messenger RNA of Pneumocystis murina B123, 1308 nucleotides long. RefSeq names its product adenosylhomocysteinase. The record is from RefSeq and is a predicted model, not a curated record. The transcript is spliced from 6 exons. Gene Ontology annotation, molecular function: adenosylhomocysteinase activity. Gene Ontology annotation, biological process: L-methionine cycle. The coding region runs from base 1 to 1308 and encodes 435 amino acids. Gene Ontology annotation, cellular component: cytosol. Lineage: Eukaryota; Fungi; Ascomycota; Pneumocystomycetes; Pneumocystales; Pneumocystaceae.